This is a messenger RNA of Durusdinium trenchii, 960 nucleotides long. Lineage: Eukaryota; Dinophyceae; Suessiales; Symbiodiniaceae. The record is from the annotation of a GenBank genome assembly.
AUGCACCACAGCCACAUCACGGUGAAGAUGGUUGGUGUUUUCAUAGCGACUGGCUUGAUCGUGGUCUCCAUUUUGGAUAUCGUUGGCUUCGCAAAGACCAAUGUGGACUCUGAACCUUUCAAUGUCCGAGCUUUUGGCUAUUUGCACAAUGCAUGGAACAUCCUCUUUGGGGUUUUGAUGAUCUUUAUGGAUGCUCCGGCAAGAUGGCUGGGGAAAAUGGCACCUUGGCAAAGCACUUUGUGGCAAAAGGCUCACAUCCUUGCCAAAGCCAGGGGUCGAGCCUUGGUGCACUUCUACGUGGGAAUCAUCAAUCUUGCGAUGGCCGACUUCUUGAAUUUCACCUUGUGGACGAUCAUCCACCUUGCCGUAGGAGGCAGCCUUGUGGUUUGCGCCAUCAUCAUGCUUUUGAACCACCACACGUAUCACUGCCAACGCCAUAGCCAUGUCAAGAGGACAUACGCUGGAACUGCAAAGGUGACAGAAGCCUUGGAUGUCUUCAAAGAGGAGGCCUUGGAGGUUCGCACCUACAUUGCGAAGAACCAUUUCUCAGUGCGGAUUGUCAGCUUCCUCAUCGCCAUCGCCCUGGUUGCAACAUCGGUUUUGGGGAUGAUCAACGUCUUUGGCUUGCUGUUCAGUCCCUUUCACUAUGUGAUCGGUGUUUUCGAUCUUUUCUUUGCCGUGGUCAUCGCUCUGGUGGAUGGCGAAGCGAGCUGGUUUGAGAAAUGCUGCAAUUGCCGUGUGAAGCUUUUCCAAGCAUUUCCAUGCCUCGCUGAGCUGCCUGGACGCUCUUUGCUGCACUUCUACGUGGGAAGCAUCAACAUGGUGAUGCUUCCUGGAAUGCCUUUGGACAUUGUCUACGUGGCAUUAGGAGGAACGCUUUGCUUGUGCUCCAUGCUGAUGCUAUGCCAUCACAACUACUGUUUGAAAGUUCCUGACCUCCCAUCUUUGAGUCACUCUUGA